Molecule: messenger RNA, 1029 nt
Organism: Linum trigynum
Lineage: Eukaryota; Viridiplantae; Streptophyta; Magnoliopsida; Malpighiales; Linaceae
Source: the annotation of a GenBank genome assembly
AUGGCAGUCACGGCUGAAGGGGGGAGGCGCUGCUAUUGCAUGAACAAGAGGAAGCGGUGGCAGAAUGAUGUUGUUGCUGCUGUGGUAGCCGUUGCCCCCAAGGGAGAAGUGAUUGUUGACGAAACGACGACCGCACUGGUCACUAUGGCGAGCAACAUGUUAACUGAAGGUCUUGGACCACAACAUAGCAUGACCGGAAUCCCAACCGGAAAGGAACUAAACCCAGCUGCGGGUUCGGUCACCGAUUCUGACACCUUGGAGUCUUCCUCGCUAGUGGUUCAAUCGCCGAAGUUAGCGAGGUCUCCUGUGGGGAGAUCGGAGCAAGGUAAUGGUGGAGAUAUUUUCAUUACAUGGAAGAUUCGAGAGGAACCUGAAUGGAGUUCGACAGCGGAGGAUGACGUGCAAGAUCAUCCAUCCCUAACCAGUUUCGAACACGGAGCUUUUGAUUUGAAGGAUGGAUGUCGUGCAAAAGUUGGCUCAGCCAUUCAAGGGUGCGUUGGGCCGCGAAUGGGAGGAUUGGUUAGAGGAUUUCUAUACGGCAUCAACACAGUCGGUGCUGAUUUUGGCUCUGUGCAGGGAAGGGACACCAAUGCUCCAUUUGAUUGCUCGAAAUAUGGCGUUAAGUUGAAAAUACGUGGGAGCAGGGAGGUUUUCGGAGAGGCAAUGUUAGGAGUUUCCAUCAAUUCAUAUAAGGAGCUUCCAAUUAGUGUCUCCACUAAGGAGUGUCCUACAGGGCAUGACGAUUCUUGGAAGGCUAUGCGGUCAGAAGAGGUGUACGUGGGCAAUGCUGCCUUUAACCACGGGACGCUAGCUGCAUGGGAGGAUGGGUAUAUUGUUUGGUCAGGAAGCAUCAUGUGUUUCGAUCCAGGUGGGAGUGAUUUGGGUCGGAUUGAAGCAGUCCACAUUGGAGGAUGGGAUGGGGUGCUGAAGUUGAACUGGAAGUACCGCAAACGCAAUCAUUGUCACUCCCCUUUCACAAUCGCCUACCACAAGCUGCGAGGGAGCUACUUCAUCAUUGAUCCGGGUUGA